Eurypyga helias (sunbittern) is the source of this 2032-nucleotide messenger RNA. It is a transcript of the gene TGFBR3, whose product is annotated as transforming growth factor, beta receptor III. Lineage: Eukaryota; Metazoa; Chordata; Aves; Eurypygiformes; Eurypygidae. The transcript has 12 exons. The annotation marks the transcript as partial. The record is from RefSeq and is a predicted model, not a curated record.
GUGUCUUUAGGUUCCGUUGUUCAGUUCGAGAAGGGAAAUUUCUCCUUGUCAGCAGAAAUGGAAGAAAAGCUUUUUCCUGAGAAAAAUGAACAUCUGCUACAGUGGGCCCAGAAGGAAUAUGGAGCAGUAACAUCUUUCACUGAACUCAAAAUAUCAAGAAACAUCUAUAUUAAAGUAGGAGAAGACCAAGUUUUUCCUCCCUCAUGCAACAUAGAAAAGAAUUUUCUCUCUUUAAAUUAUCUUGCGGGAUACCUGCAACCAAAAACAGCAGAGGGGUGUCUUAUGUCUAACUUAGUCCAAGAAAGAGAAGUUCAUAUCAUUGAACUGAUCACUCCGAAUUCCAAUCCAUACAGUACUUUCCAGGUGGAUAUAAUCGUUGACAUUAAACCAUCUCAACCAGGCGCCAAGCUUGUCAGAGACGUCAUACUUAUCCUCAAGUGUAAAAAGUCUGUCAAUUGGGUUAUCAAGUCCCAUGAUGUCCAGGGAAAACUGGAAGUGAUUACGUCAAAUAGUAUUGGGUUUGGAAAGGAAACAGAACGGUCCAUGACUAUGAGUAAAUCAGUAAUACCUGAUAUUCCCUCAUCACACGAGAGUUUGAUCAAGUGGGCUUUUGAGCAUAAGUAUAGUCCGGUUACUUCCUACACAAAAGCCCCUGUUGCUAACAGAUUUCAUCUGCAACUUGAAGAUACAGAAGAGAUAAAUGAUGAAGAAGACCAUUCCCUUCCUCCGGAGCUGACAGAAUUGCUGGGUGCUAAUCCACUGCCUGCACCAAAGAAUCCUGCGUUAAGUGAUGGCUUGACUUUUCCUUUUCACAUUAACAGAGGAAGACAUGACACAGUGGGAGAAGGAAUCUUCCCAUCCAGGGAUUCUGUAGAUACCUUAAUAAAUGCUGACUUUGAGCAUUCCCUCUCAAAACAUAAAGAACCAGAAGAGGUUCAGGGCAGUGCUGAUGUAGCCCUGUCAAUAAAGUGUGAUCAUAACAUCAUGACAGUAGCUGUAGAAAAAGACUCUCUGCAGGCUAGCGGCUACACAAGGACAGAACUCUCACUGCUGGAUCACUCUUGCAAAGCCAGGAUGAAUGGUACCCAUUUCAUUUUGGAGUCUUUGCUGAACAAAUGUGGGACUCGGACAGCAUAUAUCUUUAACAAGAUUGUUUAUUUUAACUCUAUUGUCAUUCAGCUGUCAUCACCAGCUGAAAGCAGCGGCUUUGAUGAUGAUGACAUGGAAUCAGGUGAUAAUGGAUUUCCAGGGGAUGCUGACGAGGGAGAUAUUGCUUUCUCAAGUUGGCCUGAAAUAGCGUUUAAUUGCACACUGCACCAACCAGAGGAUGACAGAGGCACAUUGUGGCCUUCUGAACCACACAUCACCAACGUGACCUUCAACAUGGAGCUGUACAAAACAGACCUGUUCCUUGCUCCCUCCCAAGGACUCUUCUCUGUUGCUGAGAAUGGGCCAAUAUAUGUAGAGGUGUCUGUGACUAAAGCUGACAGAUCUUUGGGCUUUGCCAUUCAAACAUGCUUUGUUUCCCCGUUUUCAAAUCCAGAUAGAAUGUCUGACUACACUGUUAUAGAAAACAUUUGUCCUAAAGAUGAAUCUGUUAAAUUCUACAGCAUCGAGAAGGUGAACUUUCCAAUACCACAUGCACAGAAGGACAAAAAAAGAUUUAGCUUUGUGUUUAAACCAAUGUUCAACAUCUCGCUGCUCUUUCUUCACUGCGAGUUGACUUUGUGUACAAAUAAAGAUAAAGAUACUCAAGGACUGCCAAAGUGCAUUCCUCCUGAUGAAGCUUGCACCUCUCUCAAUGUAGAUAUGAUCUUGGCCAUGAUGCAAAACAAGAAAACCUUCACCAAGCCCCUUGUUGUUGUAACACAUGAAGGAAAACCAGAAGAUCCUUCCCUUCCAAAGCCAAAUGUGAGACAGCCACCUGUGCUCUACGGUCUGGACACGCUGACUGUUGUGGGCAUUGCCUUUGCAGCGUUUGUAAUUGGAGCCCUGCUAACAGGAGCGCUCUGGUUUAUCUACUCUCACACAG